Mercenaria mercenaria is the source of this 1394-nucleotide messenger RNA. RefSeq lists its product as uncharacterized. The record is from RefSeq and is a predicted model, not a curated record. NCBI's taxonomy places the organism in Eukaryota, Metazoa, Mollusca, Bivalvia, Venerida, Veneridae. Bases 47 to 517 code for a protein of 156 amino acids. The transcript has 4 exons.
UUACGGUACCGUAAUCGUAGCCACUGCCUUUAAAAAAACUAUUGCCAUGGCUGCUGAAAAAAGGUCAUUUCCCUUCUCUGAAUUAGAUAUACCAACCACACAUACAUCUGAAAAUAAAUGGAAAAGGCAAUGCAUAUCUUCAGAUUUCUUGAAAAGGCAUGAUAAAAGUGUGAUAGGUUCAAGUUUAAUGGAUGGAAUAACAAACUCACCUGCAGAAGAGGCAAGCAUGGAAUAUGAAAACUGCACAGACGUUCAUCACCAGAAUGGCCAAAUUGCAUUUAGAGAUCUUCAAAAUGGAUAUGACCCACAUGUUGAUAUUAGAUUCAAGAAUGGAUACAGUCUGCAAGCAAAUUCUAGUAUUCAGAAUGGACACAGUCUAAACUCAGAUUGUAGUAUUCAGAAUGGACACAGUCUGCUCAAUGAAACCAGUGACAACAACAACAGCAUCUCAGGGACAUCAGUGUGUAUUAGAUGCCAAGCUGGAGAACCAGGUCACAUUGGACACAUAGGUAGAUGACAAAAUGUGUAGCAGAUAUGUGGGAUAACACUCUAAUAAUGCGAUCAAAGAAAUCUGUCUCUGGAGUUUGGUGAUUAAAGCUCUUCAAUGAAAGGGUAAAAAUGGUGUAAAGUCAUUGUAAGGAGAGCACUUCCUCACUGCUGUAUAUACUUAUAGAGACUGAGGGAUACAGUUAUCGAUAUGUUUUCAAGUAAAGACAGGAGUGUGCAGCUAUGAAAGGCAAAGCAUUGAUAGUAGGUUUAGAGAAAUUAGAAGCAGGGAAGAGUUUAAUGUCUGCUACAGUGUUGUCAAUGCAUAUUUUGAACUGUAAAAUUCAGGAAGGAAGGACUUGCAGAAUUAUGCAAUUUCUGUGUUUUAAACGCUGAGAUCUAUUUUGUAUUUUAUUUUUGUAGAAAAAUUCUUUCUGUCAUCUGUCAUCAUAUUUAAUAUAUGCCUGUACUUAAGUUGUAUUAUGUUGAAAUUUUUGUAAAUUUAAUGACAUAAAUAAGACUUACUAAUAAAUGUUUGUAGUGAAAACUUUUGUUUGAAAACAUUGUAAAGGUUCCUGCUAUAUUAUAUGAUUUCUUAAAUUUACACCAAAAAAAGUAAUAUUUACAGAGGUAGUGAUCAACACAUGUGUUCACAAACUUCACAUGUGUCUUUGGGGUUAUAAAACUAGUUGAUAGCAGCAAGUCCCAUAACUCUGACCUUCAUUUUGGCCAAAUUAUGCCCCCUUUUGGACUUAGAAAAUUCUGGUUAAAGUUUUGCGUGCGAGUACAUACAGCUAUUACUAAAAGGCAUAUUGAUUUGAAACUUAUUUUUUCUUUUUCUAGGUCAAUUACCAACCUCACUGGGUCAAGUCCCAUAACUCUGACAUGUAUUUUGAGCAAAUUAUGCC